UUCAAUUAUGUAUUCUGCUAAACAAAAGCACUCUUUCAAAACACCACAAAUAUGUUCUGAUAUAUACUGCACAGUUAAGUCAUUUUAUUGAAAUGCAAGCAGAAACGAUCAUCUUGUUGCACUCAUCUGGUCAGCUGUCUGAAAGAAAGCAACACUUUUUCAUCACUUUCAGGAAAAGGUUAAUUUCGCUGCUUAAAAAUAUGUAACUGUCAUUUUCAAAUUUCCUUUCUUUCCCAUUCUGAUCCCCAAACUGAGAUUCAGCAAGUUAUAUUCACCACAAUAGGUACAUUAAUGUGAUUUCUGCUGUGAUUCACUGUUCGUGUUUAACAAGCAGUUGACUGGAUAUACAUAAUAAAGUGACCAAACUCAGGAUUGUGAAUAAGCAUUGUGCCUUGACAUAACAUUUUUGAUUUGACACUAAUAUUGAUAAUCUGACAUGAAUUCAAACAACAUGUCUGCAUGUUUCUCUCAGGGUACUCCAGCUUCCUCUCUAAAUUAGUCUCUCUAAAUUGCUCUAAGGUGGAAAUGUAUGCAUGGUCUUUUAUCCUGUGUGUGACCCCGUGACGGCCUGGCGACCUGUCAGGGUGAACCCAGCCUUUAGUCUAAUGACUGCAGAAGAUUGAACGGAUGAUGAAUUUUUAUAAAUAAAACAAUUUACCAAAGGGAGAAGGAAGGACUUGUGUAUUUAAGAGGAAUGCAUCCCGUUAUGAUCAUGCUAAACUUUCUUAGUGUUAAAAAUCUUAAAUCGUACUUACUACUUUUCUCUCUUUUUUGUGCCCCUCAUUCUUUAGGACCCCCCAUCUGAGCUUAAGCUCCUAAUAACAACACCAAAUCAUUUCUCUCCAGAGCAAAACUAUAUGAUUAAUGUGCAACGAGCUGCGUCACCUUGACGGCAUUAAAUCAUUGAGAAAAGACAGGAAACGUACUCUUCUUUGCUCUUGCCUCCCUCCCUCAACCCUCGGUCCCCCUUCCUCCUCCUUCUCGUCCUCCCUGCCUCUCUCACUCUCAUCCCUCCUGUGCGUCUGUUCGCUGCUCAGAGCGGCGGUGUGCAUGUGUCAGGGAGCCGCACCGUUCUGCGCACUGGUUCCGCCGGACAUCACCGGAUAACGGCGCUCGUCAACCGGGUUGGUGGUGGAGGGGGAGACUGGACCCGGACCCGGAACAGGAGCGGGAGAAGCACCGUGGCUACUUGCAUAGCCCGCUCUCCGGAAACAUGUCGGAGUUUUUCCUUCUCGCCUUUCUCGCCCUUUCCUCCGGAUUAUUUCCGUGCGCCGAGCCAUCGAAGGUGUCCGACGAGGAGAACGAGCCCAUCUUGUGCGACGUAGGGGAGUUUCACUGUCAUGACCAGCAGAUCUGCAUUCCCGAGGCCUGGCUCUGUGACGGUGAGCCCGACUGCCCCGACGGCUCCGACGAAACUGAUCAUGUCUGUGCACAGGAGGUGGUGAUCAGAUGUCCCCUCAAUCACAUACAGUGUAUUGGGACGAGAAAAUGUAUUCAUUUCAACAAGCUCUGCAACGGGGCCAGAGACUGUGAGGACGGGUACGAUGAAGGAGUUCACUGUCGAGAGCUUCUGUCAGCCUGCCACGAGCUCCGGUGCCGCUACGGCUGUGUCAUGACGAGAAACGGCACCUUCUGUUUCUGUGCCGACGGCUUUGAGGUCGGUGAGGAUGGAACAAGCUGCAGAGAUCAUGAUGAAUGUGCCAUGUAUGGUGCAUGCAGCCAAACCUGCACGAACACCUACGGGUCAUACAGAUGCAGCUGCACAGAAGGAUACAUCCUGCAGCCUGACAGGAUAUCUUGCAGAGCCAAACAAGGUGAGCAGCACACUUGCAUACUUGAGACAAU
Messenger RNA from Poecilia latipinna (sailfin molly), 1845 nucleotides. Its product is annotated as low-density lipoprotein receptor-related protein 1B-like. Gene Ontology annotation, cellular component: plasma membrane; signaling receptor complex. The transcript is spliced from 5 exons. Gene Ontology annotation, molecular function: low-density lipoprotein particle receptor activity; protein binding; calcium ion binding. The record is from RefSeq and is a predicted model, not a curated record. The annotation marks the transcript as partial. Lineage: Eukaryota; Metazoa; Chordata; Actinopteri; Cyprinodontiformes; Poeciliidae.